GGGUCAUCACCUAACCUCGCAGCGCACACACGUGUGGGCUGAGGCAAAGUGUCCACUCUGGCGAUGGCUGAAACCGAGCAGAGCAUCAGCCUGGCUGGUAUGCCGCUGCAUGACGUCCGUGCGGAGGAGAGUGACGAGGCGCUCCCGGGGGAUCAGACGGACAGCGCAGAUGCCGAUGGCUGGGACACUGACCUGGAGGUGGAAGACAUUGGGAGAAGGAGAAAGGUCGGCUCGGCUGCUGAACUUUACCUGCAGGCCUGCGAGAUUGUGGGCGUUAUCCCCGCCACCACCUACCUGCGCAACCUGGGCAACUCCACCCUGAACAUGAACCACCACGGUCUGGGGCCGAAGGGGACCAAAGCACUGGCCAUUGCUUUAGUGUCAGACAUACAGAUUACAGACCUGGAGCUGGAGGAUAACUGCCUUCUACCAGAGGGCGCAAGGUACCUGGUGGAGAUGCUGAAGGAGAACUUCACCAUUCAAAGCAUGAAUCUCUCCAACAACAAUCUUCAGACUGCUGGUGCUGAAAGCCUUGCUAAAAUGCUGAUGGACAACAUCGCAAUCAAAGCAAUUGCACUAUCAGGAAAUGGAUUCGUUGAUGAGGCAGCCAAAAGUUUGGCAGAUACCUUAGCAAACAAUUUCCGGGUGAAAUCCCUGGAUCUAAGCCAUAACAGGUUCUGUGAGACAGGUGGAGAGCACCUCGGCCACAUGCUGGCCAGUAACGAGAGUCUGGAGACCCUGGACCUCAGCUGGAACUUUCUGCGCAUGAGUGGAGCAGUGGCACUUUGCAAUGGUUUAAAGGUGAACGUGACAUUGAAGCACCUGGACUUGUCCUACAACGGCUUCGGCAGUGAGGGAGCGCUGGCACUAGGGGACGCCCUCCGCCACAACAACACCCUGCUCUCACUGGACCUGUCCAGCAACCGCGUCACCUACGAGGCCACCAGGCUGCUGUGCCACGGCCUGGCGUUCAACGACACCCUCAGGGUCUUGCGGCUGCUUCACAACUCAAUCACAUCUGAGGGAGCCUUGCUGCUGCUCACCACUGUUAGAAACAACCCAAAGUCAGCGCUGGAGGAGAUCAACAUAUCAACGGUCAUGGUGAGUGAGGCCUUUGUAGAGCUACUGUUAAGGAUGCAGCAGGAGCAUCCAGUGCUGGACGUCCGAUACCAGGGAGUCACGGGAGCAUUCACCCGAGCGAGAAAGGUGGAUGUCAUGAAAGUCAUUCAGCAUUUUCUUCAAGACCGCAAUCAGUGCCUCACUGAUUUCUUUAAGAGCAUAGACAAGGAAGGAACUACACAAGUCCAUACUUCAGACCUCAGGAAGGCUAUACAGCAAGCAAAGAUGCCUCUUGACAGUUUCAACAUUGAGAUGAUGAUUAAGAAACUGGAUGUGGAUAAGACUGGCAUGAUUGAUUACAGUUUCACAGAACAAAUGGAGCUCUGAAACAGCAGAUCUUGAUCUACUUAAUCUGGGACAGACUGCAAUGAUAUACAGCGAGGGAGGAUCAGAGAGAAGUUUGGUGAAGCUAAAAUGA
Molecule: messenger RNA, 1537 nt
Organism: Sardina pilchardus (European sardine)
Lineage: Eukaryota; Metazoa; Chordata; Actinopteri; Clupeiformes; Clupeidae
Product: leucine-rich repeat-containing protein 74A-like
Exons: 14
Coding region: 64-1446 (460 amino acids)
Molecular function (GO): protein binding
Source: RefSeq, a predicted model, not a curated record